Messenger RNA from Coffea eugenioides, 1723 nucleotides. RefSeq names its product probable amidase At4g34880. The coding region runs from base 65 to 1591 and encodes 508 amino acids. The record is from RefSeq and is a predicted model, not a curated record. Lineage: Eukaryota; Viridiplantae; Streptophyta; Magnoliopsida; Gentianales; Rubiaceae. The transcript has 5 exons.
UAGAACUUAGUUAUCAGUAUAUAGAAAUAGUUUCUCUCAAAGAUAUUACAGUAUAGAAAUCCAUAUGGAUAUAGCGCUACUACUUUUCUGGAGUACUACUAUUCUUGGCCUUAGCCAUAAUGCUGAAGGAAGUCUAUUCUCAAUCAGAGAAGCUACUGUGCAUGAUAUUAGGAUUGCCUUGGAUCAUAACAGACUCACUUCUCGGGAAUUGGUGGAAUUCUACCUCAAAGAGAUUAGGAGACUAAAUCCAGUUCUUAAUGGAGUCAUAGAAGUGAAUCCGGAUGCUCUGCAUUUAGCCCGCAAGGCAGACCAGGAUCGAAAAGCUAAGAAGCCAGGCUCCAUGACAGGACUAGCUGGUAUCCCAAUUCUGCUCAAGGAUAACAUUGCAACCAAGGACAAGCUUAACACAACAGCUGGAUCUUAUGCACUUCUGGGAUCAGUUGUACCUCAAGAUGCAGGGGUGGUCAAGAAGCUAAGGAGGGCUGGUGCAAUCAUCUUAGGAAAGGCUAGCAUGACAGAAUGGGCUGGUGCCAGGUCAUCAGGUGUGCCUAACGGUUGGAAUGCUAGACGUGGCCAAAGUGUGAAUCCGUACCUUAAAUCUGCUUAUCCAUGUGGAUCAAGCACCGGAUCAGCAAUAUCAGUAGCAGCAAAUAUGGUUGCAGUCACACUAGGUACAGAAACAGCUGGAUCCAUUUUAUGCCCUUCUAGUUAUAAUUCAGUCGUGGGGAUCAAACCUACUGUAGGGCUAACAAGUCGAGCCGGUGUUGUCCCUUUUUCACCUCGACAGGAUACGGUUGGGCCAAUAUGCAGGACAGUUUCAGAUGCAGUGUAUGUUCUUGAUGCCAUUGUUGGAUUUGAUCCUGAUGAUGCAGUAGCAACCAAAAAAGCUUCAAAGUAUAUUCCUCAUCGAGGUUAUUUGCAAUUUCUCAAGUCUAAUGGACUUAAGGGAAAGAGAUUGGGGAUUCCAAGGUACUCCUUUGUGGGAUUCAGCAACUCUUCUGUAGCACUGAAAGCUUUUGAAACUCACUUCCGCGUUCUAAGGCAACGAGGUGCAGUAUUGGUAGACAUUGUGGAUACAGCCAGCUUCGACACCAUCAUAAUUUCAAUGUUAAAUGACGAAUCCAAAGCCUUGAUUGUGGAAUUCAAGCUGGCACUAAAUGCUUAUCUAAAGCAGUUGAUCACCUCUCCUGUGCGAUCUCUAGCCGAUGCAAUAGUCUUCAAUAAGGAUCACUCGAAGUUGGAAAAGAUAAAAGAGUACGGACAAGAUAUAUUUGAGGCGGCAGAGAAAACCAAUGGCAUUGGCAUACUGGAAAGGCAACUACUGCUUAAUUUAACUAGAGCGUCCAAAAAUGGAUUUGAGAAGUUGAUGAAGGAAAAUAAAUUGGACGCCUUAGUGACACCUAUUAGCACAAUUGUAUCUGCUAUUUCCGCCGGAGGAUACCCUGGAAUAAAUGUUCCAGCAGGUUAUGACACUGACGGCACCCCAUAUGGCAUUUCCUUUGGAGGGCUAAAAGGAUCGGAACCAAAACUGAUAGAGAUCGCAUAUGACUUUGAGCAAGCCACAAAGAUCAGGAAGCCACCUCCUCUGUGAAGAUUAAAUAUUCACGACAUAAAUAAAACUGAGCUGUAUCUUCUGAUAUUAGCAUCUUUGAUUGCUGUAUAACUAUGACAUCUUUGUUGCCGAAUUCUAGAUAAUAUGUGUGCUGUUUCAUGAACAUCUUUA